CAGUACUUGUGUGUGGCUUCGCAUGUGUUCGUGUUCGGGGUGUUUCGUUUUUCAUCUUAUAUAACAUCUUUCCUGUGUAUUGAAAACCCAAAUUGUUUGUCAAGCGAGUUCAGGUGAAGCUGAUGUGUUUUAGCUAUGAAUAGUGUGAUACGAGUAAGAAAUAUUUGACCUGCAAACUUGAGAUUAACAGUAACAUUUAAGUGGAAACGUAAGCUGAGGCCAUUUUCAAUAUGGCAGCCCUCAUGGGUUUGUCCAAGCGUGACCUUGAAGAGUUACGUCCAACUGUAGAUGACAUUGUGCGGAAGGUAUUGGGUUUUUCGGAACCUAGUGUAACAAUCGCUGCCUUGAACUGUGUUGGCAAAGGAAUGACAAAGGUGAAAACAGUUGAUUUGUUAAAACCGCUCAUUGAAGAAUCUGCACCCAAGUUUGUGGAGAAGUUGUUUGAAGCCAUUGAACGGAGCCAGAGCAGUCGAGAUGAGCAUAGGGCAAAAAAGCGGUCCCUCAGAGAUGACGAGGGUAUUGACAUCAAAGCCAAGAAGUCUAAGUCAAGGUUCGACAGUGGCAAUGUUGUUGAUGGAGAGCCACCGGCUGCAGAGCAGUGGACUCCCCAGCAAAUCAAGGAGAUGAUGGCCUCUGCAAGAAUGCAAAUUAUGGCCAAGAGAGACCAACUGCCAACCAAGCCUCAACCGCAAGCCCCACUCAUCACACCUACCCCAACCCCCACCCCUCCUGCCGCCUCCCAGGUGCUCAUGAACGAGGCUCUGGAUAAGGCCCGACGGGCGGCUGAGAUCCAGAGCCGAAUCCAGGCUUCCAUGGCCACAGCCGGUCUGGGACAGUUGGUCCUACAGCAGGCGCUAGCCGGGGUCAAUAUGAAGCAAGCUGAGCGAAUGCAGGCUGGGGACAGACCACCUGCACCUGUGUCAAAACCCACACCUUUGAUUCUGAACGAGAAGGGGGUGACAGUGGAUGCUGCCGGCAAAGAAAUUACACUGACGCAUCGGGUGCCAACGUUAAAGGCCAACAUCCGAGCCAAGAGGAGAGAGGAGUUUAAAUUGAACCAGGCAGAGAAGCCUCAGGAUGCCGUCAGCGAGACAUCACGAUUCUUUGACAACAGUAUCUCCCAGGCCCCAGCUCAGCGUAGUCGACGAGGAUUCAAGUUCCAUGACAAGGGACGCUUUGAGCAGUUAGCCCAGAGGAUCAGAGCGAAGUCCCAGCUGGAAAAACUGCAGAGUGAGAUUGCGCAAGCAGCUAAGAAAACCGGGAUCUCAUCAGCAACAAAACUGGCUCUGAUUACACCCAAGAAAGAACUGAAGGAAGGUGAGAUACCAGACACGGAGUGGUGGGAUACCUUCAUUCUCCCACGCGAUUCUUACCGAGAUUGCAGACAGCAGGUAGCAGGGAGCAGCAAAGGAGCGUCAGAGAAGUACGUGGGCAUCACCAACCUGGUGGAACAUCCUAUCCAGAUGAACCCACCUGCUGAGAUCACCAAGACGGUCAAUAUGCCCAUCUAUCUGACCAAGAAGGAGCGAAAGAAGCUGAGGAGGCAGACCAGACGGGAGAUCCAGAAGGAGCUACAGGAGAAAGUACGUCUAGGCUUGGAACCCCCGCCGGAGCCCAAAGUGAGAAUGGCCAACCUGAUGCGUGUCCUUGGCAACGAAGCCGUACAGGAUCCAACCAAGGUAGAGGCUCAUGUCAGAGCACAGAUGGCCAAAAGACAAAGAACUCACGAGGAAGCCAACGCAGCUCGUAAGCUGACCGCAGACCAGCGUAAAGAGAAGAAGGUCCGUAAGCUGAAAGAGGACACGUCGUCAGGGAUCCAUGUUUCAGUCUAUUGCAUCCGAGACCUCAGUAACCCUGCCAAGCGCUUCAAGAUUGAGGCCAACGCCAACCAGCUUCAUAUGACUGGCAUGGCCAUAUCGCACAAGGAUGUUAAUGUGGUGGUCGUCGAAGGAGGUCCAAAGCAACAGAGGAAGUUUGAACGUUUGAUGAUGCAUCGGAUCAAGUGGGGAGAGGAUAAGAAGAGAGGAGAUAAUGACUCGGAUGACUCCGACAACGAAUCUGAGUCGAAGGUCAACAAGUGCAGCCAGGUGUGGCAAGGGAUGGUCCAGCAGCGCUGCUUCAGCGAGCUGAAAUUCAAGCAGUGUCCGACUGAGUCGAUGGCCAGGGAGCAGUUUCGCAAGCACGGCGUGGAACACUACUGGGCCUUGGCCCAUGGAAAGCGGAUCUUGGAGGCGACAGCCAAUGCGUAAAUCUGGAGAAAUAGAAUCCUCCUCUCUGAUCCUAGUUGAACCCCCCGGCCAGAAAAAUACACAUCUUGAUCCAGAACCUCCGUAGUUCUGUUACGGUGCAUUCCCAACUUGGACACAACUGUAGAGCAGCACUUUGCCAUGCAGCACUUCAUGGUAAGCAGCGACAAGCAAUUUUAGUUGAAGGUGAGAAGAGUACAUUUAUUGCUGUAAAAGCGGGGAGUGUUUCAAUCCUUACAAAUUUCACUUCAGGCCCCCCAAAAACUCCACUUAAAAACAAACGUAGCCACAUGUAUGUGUGUGAUAUAAUCUUGAAUGUCAAAAAGUCAGAUCUUAAAAUGUCAGAAAAAAGAUUUUAGAACAUUUCAACCUUUCACUUUCCAGAAUAGUCCUAUGUUGAGACUUUCCUGAUAAAAUUUGAUUCUCUAGCAAGCCAUGCCUCUUUUGGUAGAGGUUUGUUGCAAACUCAAUGUCUAAUUCACAUCUUCAUUUCAUUGCUAAAUGUCUUCAUGAAACAAAAAUGCAGUGCUACAGAUGUGGUGAAAUGAUUAAAAUAUGGACAAGAUAAUACUUCCGAACGUGGCAAUGACUGUAGCCAGUCGUGUUUUUCUCAUAUCAAAUCCAAAGCAAAUGCUCAUUAGAUAUUUAUUUCAUUAAAUUGUAUUUCUGAAGGCCAUAUUUGCGGCAUAUUUGCGGCAUUGAUGCAAUGGGACUGAAUUUGAGCAGUUUAAGAUCUAGGGGUGGAUCCAGAAGUUCGAUUUUUUUGGGUGAGAGCCCCAAAUUUAGAAUUUAUUAGGUAACUUUUAAUGUCCUUUCUGAGGGGCGAGGUUACAUUCUGGACUUUUUCACACUUUCGAAACACCCCCAAAAAUCGCCACUCUCCCUAUUUUUGGUGGGCCUCUUCUUUGGGGUCUAAGAUCAUGACACCUAUGUUCAGGGGGUGUGAGAAUUCAGUUUUUUAUCUGAUUUCAGCUUUUUUUGUUUAGAUGUUGACCCUGCUUUUCAUCUUUUAUUUUACACCUGGUCUGUACAAAAGUAUGGGAACUGUUAACAUUUCAGAUAUUUGCUAGCUGUUUUCAGCCUUAAUUUUAAGUGUCCACUUCCACCCUUGUAUGUUUUCUUGAUUAAUGGCCUCUUAUCUACACUGUGUAGGCUGUCGUGUCAAAGACAGAAAAAAUUAAGCGCCAUAAACUAAGAGCAAGCAAGCAAAGCAGAAACAAUGUCAAGAAGUGUGAAAAACACAGCAAGUAAAAUUUGCAGGUUUUCUGCAUUAUGAUACAACUCUUUGUUUUGGUCUCGUUUUUGUAUGGAACUUGAAGAUACUCCUAUUCAUCCUCACCAAAUGUCCUGUUGUUAACAGAAAGAUCCCCAGUGGUCUAAACUCCUCAAACCCCCACAUCAAGUUGCCUUGCUUGGCUUAGUUUGCGGUACUACUCUCACCAGUUCCUACCAAAACUAGACACGGGUUUCUGUUGUUACUUUGCUACCUGUAUAUAGAUGGAUCGUGGUGGUGAUGGUACCCCGGUAUAGUAAGAAUAUAAUGUGAGGAAGGGCACCAUCGCACUUGACUCGCUACUAAAACCAGGUAUUUGUAUGCAAGUACUGUACAUUAGUGGUUGGUUUCAUUUUGGGGUAAUUGUGUAUUUUGCAGUGUUGCAUUCAAUUCUAUUGCAAGUCCAUGUAAGUCCAUCACAAGUCAUUCAGUCUUGAGCCAAUUCACAAGCUAUUCAACUAAGCUGUGACAAAACAAAAGUUUUUGUUUGUCAUUGAUCACCGUUAUACUUGUGACUGGCCUUAUGCAGAGACUUCUGACUGGACUUGUGCGAGGACUCGUAAAAGGACUUGUGAUGGGCUCGAAUACAAAUGUACAGCACUGGUGUUUUGUCUUCUUCAUGUUGUAUUGUACAUUGAAUGAAAAACUGGGUUUUAGUUUAUCCUUACCAUCAAGCUUGGAGUGAUCUACGUGUAUCAAGAGAAUAUGAUUUUAUUUCAAACAUUUUAAAUGAAAUUCUGUGGAUGAAAUUUCAGCUUAAGUUAUUUCUAAGUCCUUGUAACUGUAUAACGCCCAAGCACCCUUGUGAAAUUCAUAGAAGUGCCUAUACGUCACUACUAAAGUUUAGGGAGACACUUCUGUAGACUGAAUCUACCACUUCUCAAAAGCCGCUGAAUUCAUUCUCCUUGUAACUUGAAUUGUCCAUUGUGUGUCAUGUAUACUCGCCCGUUUCAAUACUCCCCAGUUCAAGUUAUGACUCGGUGUAGAAUUUUGUGAGGUUAACUGUGGUGAUAAAAUCCUGGAAGUGUUUAGAGCCGGCAAAGAUUAAAUAGUUUCAUUAUUUGCUCUGUUUUUAUUCAAGUUCUGCAAUGGCAUUACUGCCAGCAGGUGGCAACUUAACAAAAUCUGGUUUCAAAUACCAUCAGACAGUUAACUGUCAAACAGUCCCUAAUGUUGCAAACCCAAGUUCACGAGAUAAAACAGUACAGUUAGCAUUUGAUCUACAGUCCCUGGUUUUUGAGAAAUAAAGACUGUAUAACUAAAAAAGA
Molecule: messenger RNA, 4787 nt
Organism: Acanthaster planci (crown-of-thorns starfish)
Lineage: Eukaryota; Metazoa; Echinodermata; Asteroidea; Valvatida; Acanthasteridae
Product: U4/U6 small nuclear ribonucleoprotein Prp3-like
Biological process (GO): mRNA splicing, via spliceosome
Cellular component (GO): U4/U6 x U5 tri-snRNP complex
Source: RefSeq, a predicted model, not a curated record